Messenger RNA from Elgaria multicarinata webbii, 6860 nucleotides. It is a transcript of the gene TEX264, whose product is annotated as testis expressed 264, ER-phagy receptor. The transcript is spliced from 5 exons. Gene Ontology annotation, cellular component: replication fork; autophagosome membrane; nucleus. The record is from RefSeq and is a predicted model, not a curated record. Gene Ontology annotation, biological process: reticulophagy; protein-DNA covalent cross-linking repair. Bases 131 to 1102 code for a protein of 323 amino acids. Lineage: Eukaryota; Metazoa; Chordata; Lepidosauria; Squamata; Anguidae.
CCGAGCCAGGCGCGCCCCCGACUGUCGCCUCAGCCCGUGACUGAGCCAGGAGCUGCCACUUGAGUGCCGAGCCGGCUCCGCUCCCAACAGCUGUAGGGGGUCAUACCUGCAGUUUGAGCUACCAGGAGUCAUGACGGACUGGCUGCUGAUUGGAUUGUUCGCAGCACUGGUUGUGCUUCUGCUGCUGACGCUCUUUGGAUUUGCUGUCUAUUCAGGACUUUUCACAGAAGUGGUUGUGAGUGCUGGUUUGCCCCCCAUUGGCAACAUCACUGUGGCAUACAAAUUCCAGGUGGGGCCUUACGGUGAAAAUGGAAGGCUGUUUACGGAGAGCUGCAGCAUCUCUCCAAAGCUCUGCUCCAUUGCUGUCUAUUAUGACAAUCCUCACACGAUAGAUCCAGAGAAAUGCCGCUAUGCUGUGGGUAGUAUCCUGAGUGAAGGAGAACAGAAACCAUCUGAGGAAGUGGUGCGCAUGUUCCUGAAGUUUGGUUUCAAGAUUAUCAACUUCCCAACCCCAAGCCAUGUAGUCAUGGCAACCUUCCCCUACACGACUCCGCUGUCCAUCCAUCUGGCAGUGAAUCGUGUCCACACAUGCCUUGACACAUACAUCAAGGAGCGGAAACUGUGUGCCCAUCCCAGGCUGGAGAUCUACAAAGGCAACCAAAUCUAUUUUGUAUGCCCCCUUGCUCGUCAAGGGGAUUUCUACGUGCCUGAAAUGAAAGAGUUGGAGAAGAAAAGCAGAGCAGCAGCAGAUGCUGAAGAUGCUCAAACAGAUAUCACAGGGUCUGACACCUUGAGUGAGACCAGCUCCGUCAGCCUGGAAGCCACAACCAACAGCAGAGAGACUUCAGUGGCUACCUCCAUCUUGUCCCCCUUCAUGUCUGGCCACAGCCGAGAUGAAGUAGACAAUCGCAGUGAGCACAGCUACAGCGAGUCAGGGGCCAGUGGCUCUUCCUUUGAAGAACUGGAGUUGGAAGGCAAUGGGGAUGGGGAUGGAAUGGCAGGUCUGUCAUCUGACCUCGGUUCUGCUGAGGACCACGACGUUGCCAAGGCCAAGUGGACCAAGGAGCCUAUUGCCCUGGAGAAAGAAAUGGGUGAAGAAUAAAGCCAUCUAUUUACUCGUGUUUCUUAGGGAUUGAAAAGAGAAACUGAUCGUCUCUCUUGCUUCUUUUCUGUCCAGCCAAAAGAUUUCGGUCACUGAUCCAUGUUGAGACCUGUCCUACUCUUUGUCCUCAGACAAGUAUUUGGGGUGUAAUAAAGGAAGAGAAAUGACAUCCAGGGGAAUUGUAGCUGGUUGCCACGCUCCUGUAGCCAGACUUAAGGAUAUGUGCUAUUACAAGAAGCUGAGAGGAAAGGCAUGAAGUGGUGGUGGGGAACUCUGGUGUUGAACAACAAAAUAUAUUUCCAUGUGUGUGAAAGAGAGAGUGAGAGAGUGAAUGACUAUGCAGGGAGCACUUUACAUGGGCAGGUAGAUGCAUUUGUGUAUAGACUAUCCCCUUGCCUCUCUUUACUUCUCCCCUAAUCAGCUGUUCCUCUGCAACUUGCACUCAUUGAUUGGCACCACAUUUAUAGACGCCAAAGAGCAGUAGUUAUAUUUGAAACUGGAAAAUGUAGCGCAAACUUUUAAUCCCUAAAUGGACAUCUCAACUUCUCUAAACUGUACUACAAUUAACAGCUUUAAUUUGAGAGGUGAAGGUUUAAGAGCAGGAUUGCUAAGAUCCCAAGCACUCUGCUCCCUUCCCCAUUCUUCCUCACUUACCUGUGCAGCCCACUUUCACGGUCUCUCUUUUAUAUUGCACGAUGAUGGAAUAAACCAAGUUCUUCUUAGUUGCAGUUGUUGCACCCAUUAACAUCUGUUGGUGUACUCCUGGGAACUGACCUUGAGAAAUUCCUUGUCUAACUUCAAAUGUAAACAAGCCCAUCUGAAGGAAUCAGCCAUUGCUGUUGGCAUUAAUGAUGCGCUCUUCCUGCAGUCUCAGCAGAGAGGCUGCAGAGUUUGAGUGGUCAUCACAGCAAUACAGGUCAGUGGCACAACAGACGUGACAAAUUCAUGUCUCUGUAGUGUGGGUCCUCAGAGGUUGUGAUGCAGUGGUAGUUCAGUUCAGGAGUGAAAUUUCAUGUGUUGAGUAUUGUGAUAUAGCAGAAGGCUUGCAGUGGUAACCUUAGUGGAUUUGACAUAAUAUUGUGGCAUAAUGCACUGGAAGUUCCUGAAUGUUAUGUCUUGGAGAAGCUAUGUACUCUGCCCUUAUGCAAGAUAAGAAUUCCUUUGAUUCCCUAAGCAUGAUGAAAUGAAAAUGGUCCUCUUUGCAUUAGCAAUAUUUCUGGAUACUGGGUUAAGUUAAACCUGUCUCAGUCAAAAUCAUAUAUUGAGGCACUGGGGCAAAUUCCUCACUGCAAUAUAUCUACUGAAGUUCUUGUCCUGAGAUAUCAGUUGAUAAGACCCAUGUCAAACAGUCUGCAUCCUCCGAGCUUCAUUACUUUGGCUUGAGGGAAGAGUCAUCAAGGCAGCAGGAGGUAGAAAAUGUUAAUAUGUGUGUAUUGGGGGCUGAAGUAUUGAGAAGUUCUGAUUCUCCUCACCACAUUCUUGCUCCUCUUGCUGACAUCCUCUCUGUAGAGGUCUUGGAUCAAUGGCUCACUCUGUUUCUUAAUGGACUUGGAUCCAUACAGUGAGCAAAGGAGUUCAACGUUCAGCCACCUUCAGACCUGCCUUGUUUCUGAGCAUUGACUCAGCCUGGAGGGAGAUCAAUGAGAUGCAGUGUUAGAACUUCCCCCUUGGGCUGCUUGGCCACAAGGCUACUCAGCUCCCUCCCCCAGUCACCAUUGAUUCCUCACUUUCUUCUUUUUAUUCUUAUUUCUGUGGUCUAUAAAGUUUCUGCCUCUCAAUUUGCUCUCUGUUCCAUGAUUUAAUAUUGAUAUUCAUGUCCCCCCAAUCCUGAUUUACUAUGACAUCCAAAUCAGUGACUCCACUUUAGCUGCAGCAUCACUGAACCAGCACGACUGAUAGAAGCAGGCACAUGCUAAAAUGGGGAAUUGGAUAUGUUCCAUCCCCAUUGUGUCUGGAUAAGAUUCCCACAUACCAUUCGGUAGACUUUCUCAUCUUCCUGGAUAUUACUUCAUCCACAGCAUUGCACAUGGAAUUACUUGAGUAAACAUCAUUCCAAGUGCUCCAUUUUAACACUCAAUGCGUUCUCUGUGGCCAUUGCUAAGUAGGGCUUCUGAACUGCUAGCUUAGCGUGCCUGUUCACAGGGUGUCUCUGUACAUGUACAUCUAUGUGCAAAUGGGUGUGCAUGUCUAUAUCUUCCCUUGGGCAUGUGUGAUUAUACGAGUAUUUAUGUAUCUGUGCUUGUUCAUUGUGUGCAUAGACCUAUGCUAUAUGCACUUGUGCACACAGGCUCAGAGCCAAACUAGAUAUGAUACCAUUCACACAAUUGUUAAUUUUGUAAAUAAAUGAUGUCAUAUCUAGUUUGAACUUCAUACUGUAUGCUUGUCCUUCUAUAUUCAUCUGUAUCGUGCUCUCUCUUUCUGAGUCAUAGGGGUUCUAUUAGAAUAAAGGUGAAGGACGACAGGAGCAGCAGGAGGCAUAUAGCUAGGACUGUAUUAUCCCUAUCCUCAGAUUUCAUUUGAAAGAUAACGAAAAAUACCCUUCUCUCUGUGUUGUGCUGGGUGGUUGUGCCUGUUUUUUGGAGGAAGGGGAAAGCAAAUCAUAUUUCUUCAUCAUACAGUAACUUCUGCUUGCUUGUGAAUUCUGUGCUGAUGGAGAAAGGGUAUCAGUAUAAAAAUCUUCUGGCUUAUAUAUGAUAGUUUAGUUGUAUAGUGUGUGAACUUACCUCUCAGUGUAUUCAUGCAUGUGAGUGGACACUGAACACAUCAUCAUGUGCUGCCAUGUAUGAGUAUGUGUGUGUGUGUGUGUGUGUGUGUGUGUGUGUGUAUCCUGCAUAAUUUCCUGCUUGUAUGCAUGAUGUAUGUAUGUGUAUCGGCCAUUCUAAGUGUGCCCAUACACAUACACCCCCUUCUUCAUAAGCACAAGUGAAUUUGCUGCUUAUUUGUUAAUGAUGAUUAUACAGAUACGUAUGAGAUUGUCUGACUAUACCACCACAUGGGGGAUUGCUCCCACAUCAAAAUGCUUGGAAAACGAAUACAUCAGGGAGAGAAAUGGUGCCAAAUGUGGAAAGCCUGCAUGUCAGGGAGAAGACUAGGCUAGAUGCCUUAACCUAGUAUUUUCCCUGACAUGCAAGCUUUCCACAUGUGGGGAGAUUUUGACAAGAAAGAAGUUUCCAAACAAGUAAUUCCCAAUAUAUAUUGUAAUGUAUGCUAUUCAUGUGGGGAAAUGUAUUCCAUGCUGGACUGAACAGCUCAGUGACUCAGGUGAGAAAUUUUGAUUGGAUGGUGCUCUCUUGUGAGAGAGUACAGGCUUCCUUUACCCAUUUUUGAAUUCAAGCCCAGAUGAAUGUAAAAAUAAUAACCCCCUUCACUCUUCUUCUCCCUAAGUGGUAGCUUGAAGAAUGUUUUGUCUUGAGCUGGAAGUGGGUAAGAAGAGCUGCUUUAGGUACAUGGAGACAUUUGCAAAUAAGAUGGUGAGCUGGAAUUCUGUGGGAAGCUACUGCGCAUGCCAUGUGUUGGGAUGAGCAGUUGGUAAAUUCAUUACUGUUGCUCCCCUGAGAUAGGGAAGCAAACCUUGCUAGACAUGUACAGACCAUUGCAACAAUCCACAAGCCAUUUACUCUGCGAAUAAUUCUACUGAUUCAAUGCGUUUCCAUUUUUUUAAAGGUUGGCAUAUUAUAGUCAAAGGGUGGAAUAAUGGCAUGUUUCCAUCAGUUGUGGCUUUAAUAUCCAUAUUAGACAUUCAGAUUAGUGAGUAGAACACAUUGACUACCCUGCCAUGUCAAGGACCAAGUGCAAGAGAAGCCACUCAGACAAAUGCUCCCAGCUAUACUCUCUUUUUGUCAAAAUCCUCCAUGAAAGGUUUGCUUUAACGAGUUGCCAGAGUUAGAUACACAUCACAUCUAAACUCCUUCUCUCUGUGGAUCUUAUAUGCAGAAUGCAGUGGCAGCCUCUUAGUUAGUUGUCAUUGGUGUGAGCAUCCAUAAUUUUGCAGACAAAUAACUUUAGAGAUGAGCCCAGAAUCAUAAAAGAAUCUGGAGUUUUAUGCUACCGUCCCUUGGGCCAAUCAAUAGAGGGCUCUUCAGAGUGUUAGAGAGACAGUAUCCUGCCCACUAAUAACCUCUUUCCAAAGAGUUGAAUUCCCAGGGGCAUAACUCAAACCUGCUCUUUACGGACAGCUGUCUGGCAAUGUGCUGUAAGAUGCUUCUGUGGCUGGGCUGGCAUCCAUAUCUCUCCACGCACCCCUCUGUCUCUCAGCAUUUGUUGUGAUUGUGAGGGACUGGGUGGUGGGGAGAUGGUCAUCUAUCUGUGGUGAUCACACAUGAUGUGGUGAGAAACACAUCAGACCAUCCCAAGAGCAACAAAUAUUUUAUCUUUUUCAUUCUAGCCACAACUGAAAUAGUUUACCACAACAGAAGUUACAAAUGCUACAACUGGAAUAGAAUGCAAUGCUACACAAUUAGCACACACAGACACUAUGUGGUUAGAUUUUUAAAGGACCUACUAUUCUAACUUCAUUGUUGCCUGUUCGAACAUUUUAGAGUGGAUGACAUUCAGCUUUCCUAACAUCUUCCUUUCUUAAACCAAAAUAGCCAUUGGUGUCAGCAUCUCACUUUCCUUAGCAUCAUAUACUGUGUCAUCAAUAAGAUUAUCACUCGAUUUUGAAAGAUCUCUGGUGCCUGAUCAGAAGCCCAGUGAAGAUCAGAAGAGCUUGUCAUUAAUCACAGUGAACUUGCAGUGUUGGAGAAGGACAGUCUGGGAGCUCAGAAUUCUAAACAGCAAAUGUACAGUGCAACAGAAUUUUUAGACAGCACAAAAUGUAGCUCAUGGAUUCCUUUUUCUUGGUUAGUGUUCAUGAAGCCAAAAAAUUAUAGCGGUGAAAAUUUUUAUUCCUUUUAAAAGUUUAUUGUAAACAUAUUAAUGUUUGGGGUUUUGUUUUGCUUUGAUUUACUUUACUUUCUUUUAAAAUUCCCCUCUUUCUGUACCCACUAUGGGGACACAACGUAUUUCCAGCUGCAAAAGACUGUGCAAAACCACCCACAACAAGAAGAGAAAUGCAGACUGCUCCCUACACAUCCCAACUGCCCUUCCAGAGUACUGUAACAGUAGACUUACAUCUAAAUGGUGCUCAGAACCCAUUGUUCCAGCUUUCUUUAGAAAGGGUGCCAUCUCUUUUCAAAGUUAUAUUCAAGCACUGUUUCAUAGGAACAUAAAAGUCACCGCAUAUAGAUGCCUAUGAUUCUAAAUUCAAACUUUAAAUGUUCAUGCGUUACAUAUUGUUAAUAAUUUGGAGAUAAUAGCUUCCGCCUGCAGUUGAAAUUGGUUGACCAUAUUCUGUAAAACUCCCAUAGCAAAGCUAAUUCGGGGUUUGUGUAGAGAAGAAGAGUUUAUAACCUUGAAUUUGCAUACACAAGAGGUAGCUUGCAAAAUCAAAAACGUCUCUCUGUAUGUCUGUGUUUGUGUGUAUACAGGAGGAGGUACUAUUUGGACCUGAACCCACAGAUUGUCAUUGAAUGAGCAGCUAGUACUGAAGAGUGAAAAAAAAAUUACAGCUUAGAACGUGUUAGUCAUUGAGAUACUGGCAAAGCUGUUUGAGAAGUUUGCUUUUUAGUUUGGUAGCCCUGAAGUGAAAAACCUUGUUCUGUUAUCUAUUUAAUCACAAUUUUGAUAUAAUGUAUAAGGCUUCGAGUUAUAUAUAUACCAGACUGGUUUAGAUGUAGGUGUUGGGAAAGGUGAGAGGGAAUCCUUGUUAAAAUUAAAA